AUUCAAUUAUUUUGUCAAUUCUCUUUUCUCCUAUUUAUUAGCUGUGAUCUCAUUGCCAUUUCCCCCCUCUCCUUUCCAUCAUCCCAUUGAACAAAUCAAACUUUUAUUUUCUCAAAAUUAAACUAUCAACUUUUUUUUGAGAAAAAAAGAUCUAUCAAGUUUACAACAAUGUCGUGGCAAACUUACGUCGAUGACCACUUGAUGUGCCCCAUCGAAGAAACCACCAACCACCUUAAAGCCGCCGCUAUUAUCGGCUUUGACGGUAGCGUUUGGGCUCAAAGCACCACCUUCCCCCAGCUGAAGCAAGAAGAGAUGAAAGCAAUCCUGCAUGAAUUCGACGAACCGAAUAGCUUGGCACCCACUGGUCUUUUCCUUGGAGGAGAAAAGUAUAUGGUUAUUCAGGGAGAGCCUGGAGCUGUUAUUCGUGGGAAGAAGGGACCUGGUGGCGCAUGCAUUAAGAAGACAAAUGAAGCUCUGGUGUUCGGAAUCUAUGAUGAGCCAGUGACUCCAGGACAGUGUAACAUAAUCGUCGAGAGGUUGGGCGACUACCUUAUCGAACAGGGCCUCUAGAGGCUCGAUCAAACAUACUAUACAUUUAUACUACAUCAUAAGGAAUUAAGUACUAUGAAGUUAGUAUUUUUCUUCAUUUUGGGAUACAAUUUAUUUUGUUUUAAUUUCUUGUUGUUGGAUCAAAGUGUGCAUACCUUCCUCUUAUGUACUAGGAGUGGAGCUGUGAUGCAGACAAUAACCGUACGUGUGUAUCGAAAACAUAGAGUUUGGAGUACGUUUUAGGGUUUGCUUAUCAUUCCAUCUAUUUAUUGUCCUUUAUUUUAAUUUCUAUACCAUUGUUUAUACCAUUGCCUAUGUGCAUGGUUUUCAUAUUUAUAUACUCCUAUGUUUGUGACA
This is a messenger RNA of Spinacia oleracea (spinach), 906 nucleotides long. RefSeq names its product profilin Sal k 4.0201. Bases 169 to 570 code for a protein of 133 amino acids. The transcript has 3 exons. Gene Ontology annotation, cellular component: cell cortex. Gene Ontology annotation, molecular function: actin monomer binding. The record is from RefSeq and is a predicted model, not a curated record. NCBI's taxonomy places the organism in Eukaryota, Viridiplantae, Streptophyta, Magnoliopsida, Caryophyllales, Amaranthaceae.